UGAUUGCUACGUGUCAGAUUACGUAAACUCGGCGCUCGUUACGCAAUCGUCGACUCUGUCUGCCGAUCGGGACACUCCCGACGUCUGCUUCGAUUGCCAAAGAGAUUGGCAGCAGUUCCUAUCGGCGUCUGAAGUGGUCGCGGCGCCAAGGUUGCCAUAAAAGGCUGAGCAGCCACUCGUUGGUACCGUCAGCGGACAUCCAGAUUGCAGAUAACAGCUUCCUUCCGCGCACGCGACCACUUCCAGGGGAGAGAUGAUCGGAUGUCAACGAAGUCGGGGGGAACCCCACCAGAAAAGGUUCUUUCGCAGUUUGUCAGCCCACCUGACAGCCUUCGAUUGCCUUUGUCAAGGCCGACGAGAUCUCUUGUCCUCGGAUCAGCACCUUGAGGAGAUUGAAGUGAACGGCAACUACCUGGCACCAUUAUUGUCCCUGGUCUGCCUCUUCGUCUCAGAAUGGCCAUCUUGACUCAGAGUACUUCUCCACUUCUUGUCAUGGUUGGUCGGCCUUGCGUGCAUUUUUCGGCGUGGGAGCUUCGUAUCCGUUCCCAAGGAUGACAAGUGCCCCCUCCACCACCAUGAAGCGGCCCAAACGGUGAACGACGAGCAGCCUCUGAAGGACAACGGACAUGUGAAGACUCUCCCCCAGGGGGCUGAAACCCCCGCCACCGGUGCAGCCGCCCCGAGGCUCCUGGCGCAGCCACGCUGGGAGCCCAUUCGCGCCGCGCCGCUCUCCUUCCGCACCACGGCCGAGCUGACCACCUUCCUCGGCCAGCUGGAAGGGAUCGUGCGCGCGGAGCUGACCUCCCGCCGCUACAACACCCUGGGGAACCUACUGCACUUCUACGCGGCCUACCGGCGCGCCGGUCCCGGCACCGACCUCGCCGACUUCUACCGGGCUUACGAGGCACGGGUGGUCGAGGACGGCCUCUCCUGCGUGGGGCUCAGCCUGCACCUGGCGCGCAAGAUCCGCCAGGUGUUCGCGGGGGCGAGCCCAUUCCUCGUCUCGUGCGAAGAGUGGAUCCCAGACGUGGAGGCCUACUGCCGCAGCGACCCCCCGGACGCAUCGAGCGUCAAAGAGCAUGUGCUGGUCGCGCUGCGCGUCCUCGUGCGGGACGGGGCCCGCGGGGGCCUGAUCCUGAUGGACCCGGGCUACCAUGUGGGCUUCCCUGUCGCCGUGAUGGAUGAUGGCCGGCCACCCCACCGCGGCCACUUUGUCCAGUCCAACACGGCCAAGUCGGUCAAGGAGUACUCCUACGAGGCGAUGGGCAGCCGCUACGUGCGCUGGCGCGUGCGAGAGACCCGGGCGGGCCGGAUUAAGCAGUGGGACAACGUGCUGUAUGUCGGGGGCGCCUUCCAGAGCGCGCUCGCCUACUCCGAGAAGCGCAACCUCCUGUAUGACUUCCGCACUCUGGUGGCGCGCGACGGGGCGGGGCCGAGCGCGGGCGUCUACUGCAAGCUCAACGAGGUCAACCGUAACCCGGUCUUCACCCUCUUCUACGCCAAGGAAGGCUCGCGCGCCGAGGUCAAGCUGCCCUUCUACCUCUUUGCCUCCGCGACCGAGAGGUCGCCGGAGGUCGAGGCUGCAACCAAGGUCUCGGCUGAAUGCGCGGCGGAGGUGGGCGUGUCGGCCGGGGAGCUGCUGAAGACGCUGCGAGGAGUUGCCGAUCUCUACGAGGACGUAGAUUUCGUCAACGACCUCCUCGACCUCAACCGCCGAGUUGACCCGUUCGACGUCUAGCCAUCGUCUUGUAACCGAUUUUGUGGCCGCUUCAAUAAAGCCCUGGGCUCGACCAAACCAGA
Messenger RNA from Ixodes scapularis (black-legged tick), 1800 nucleotides. RefSeq lists its product as uncharacterized. Lineage: Eukaryota; Metazoa; Arthropoda; Arachnida; Ixodida; Ixodidae. The record is from RefSeq and is a predicted model, not a curated record. The coding region runs from base 1139 to 1738 and encodes 199 amino acids. The transcript is spliced from 4 exons.